CGAUGGGAUCGAGGAUGUCGGAUUAAUGGUGACUACCGCAGCCCGUUUUCGCAGAGGAAGCUUCUCUAUUGCAACUUGGGCGCAGAGGGUCCGCGGGGAAACAUGGCCGAAGGAGGUCCGGGUAAAGGUGGCGGAGAAGACCCCGCCAAGUCCACCGAGCAGGAGGACCGGACUCGACCUCAGAUCCUGUCGGGAUCGGGCUUCUGCAAAUGGUUCAACGUCCGGAUGGGCUUUGGAUUUAUCUCAGUGACCAGCAGUGAAGGGAGCCCCGUCGACCCCCCUCUGGAUGUUUUCGUCCACCAAAGCAAACUGGUGAUGGAGGGCUUCCGCAGCUUAAAGGAGGGCGAGCAGGUGGAGUUCACCUAUAAGAAGUCCUCGAAGGGGCUGGAGUCCCUGCGGGUGACUGGACCUGGUGGGGGACCCUGCGCAGGCAGCGAGAGGAGACCCAAAAUGAAGGUCCCACUCCAGAAACGCAAACCAAAGGGAGACCGCUGUUAUAACUGUGGAGGUCUGGAUCACCAUGCCAAGGAGUGUGGCCUGCCCCCCCAGCCAAAGAAAUGCCACUACUGCCAGAGCAUCACGCACAUGGUGGCUCAGUGUCCCCACAAGGCGCUGGCGCCCGCCACAGCCUCUCAGGACCAAAAUGCGUCUACCUCGGCCUUCAGUCCAGGAACCGGGCCCUACCUCUGCCCCCCAGAGGAGGAGGAGCGCUCCGGCUCGUCUCCCCUCGAGGGCUCCUCCUCCUCCCCCGAGGAGCCCCACACACACCGCGGCCCCAGGACCCAGAGGUGGAGGAAAUCCUGAAGACAGCCCAUAGAGGUGAACCU
This is a messenger RNA of Cottoperca gobio, 827 nucleotides long. RefSeq names its product lin-28 homolog B (C. elegans) (gene lin28b). Lineage: Eukaryota; Metazoa; Chordata; Actinopteri; Perciformes; Bovichtidae. Gene Ontology annotation, biological process: pre-miRNA processing. Gene Ontology annotation, cellular component: cytoplasm; nucleus. The record is from RefSeq and is a predicted model, not a curated record. The transcript has 4 exons. Gene Ontology annotation, molecular function: mRNA binding; zinc ion binding. The coding region runs from base 103 to 804 and encodes 233 amino acids.